Messenger RNA from Podarcis raffonei (Aeolian wall lizard), 5172 nucleotides. It is a transcript of the gene PHF2, whose product is annotated as PHD finger protein 2. The transcript has 22 exons. Lineage: Eukaryota; Metazoa; Chordata; Lepidosauria; Squamata; Lacertidae. Gene Ontology annotation, molecular function: transcription coregulator activity; histone demethylase activity. The record is from RefSeq and is a predicted model, not a curated record. Gene Ontology annotation, biological process: protein demethylation; regulation of transcription by RNA polymerase II. The coding region runs from base 615 to 3830 and encodes 1071 amino acids.
CUGACGUAAGGACAUUACAAGGAAAGGGCUACAUUUCGGAGUGUUUAUGAAAAGCCUCGGUACUGUACUGUCACCAGGGGGCAUGCAAUAGAAUGCAUUUCGUCCAACAUUUGGAAUAAUGAUCAUUUAGCAACCACAACUACCACCACCAACACCACCAAAAAAAAAAAAAUCGAGAGAGGGGGGGAAAAAGAGGGAGAGAGAGAGCUUCCAGUGCGCUUUGGAGUCCGCGCCAGACAGAGGAGCCAUGCAGCCAAACUUUCGGGAACCCUUGGUUAUUUUUCCUGACAUUGCAAGCUCGCCCUUGAGGAUCGCUUCUUGAAAUCUCCGGGUUUUGUUUUGGCUUUUCUCUCGCCCCGAUCCUCGGCGACCUCUCCCGCCGUCUCUAGGCCUGGCGGAUCGGCUUCCCUUCGGCAACGGAGGAGAGGAUCAGGAGAGGAUCUACCUUAGCGGCGAGGAAGCUGCAGCGAGACGCCCUGCCUGCCUGCCUGCCCGCCCGCCUGCUCUGCCUGGGCUCUGCCUGCCUCUCUCUCUCUCUCCCUCCUCUCUCUCGCAUACGCGCACGCAGAGCUCGCUUGCCUUGGGAGUCCAGUGUUGUUUUGAAGGGAGCUAACAUGGCGACGGUGCCCGUCUAUUGCAUCUGUAGGCUGCCCUACGACGUAACCCGCUUCAUGAUCGAGUGCGACGCCUGCAAGGACUGGUUUCACGGCAGUUGUGUUGGCGUAGAAGAAGAUGAGGCUCCAGAUAUUGAUAUCUACCACUGUCCAAAUUGUGAGAAAACCCAUGGAAAGUCUACUUUGAAAAAGAAAAGAAAUUGGCACAAACAUGACACUGGUCAAACUACAGAAGUCAAACCUGUUCAGAAUGGGAGUCAGGUAUUCAUCAAGGAACUUCGAAGUCGAACAUUCCCCAGUGCUGAAGACGUGGUAAUAAAACUGACUGGAAGCCAACUAACAGUUGAAUAUUUGGAAGAAAAUGGAUUCACAGAGCCUAUCCUCAUCCCAAAGAAGGACGGCUUGGGCUUAUCUGUACCUGCACCGACGUUUUAUGUUAGUGAUGUUGAAAACUAUGUUGGACCAGAAAGGAGUGUUGAUGUCACCGAUGUCACCAAACAGAAGGACUGCAAGAUGAAGCUAAAGGAAUUUGUCGAUUACUAUUACAGCACUAACAGAAAAAGAGUCCUCAAUGUAAUUAACUUGGAAUUUUCAGAUACAAGAAUGUCCAGUUUUGUGGAGUCUCCUGAUAUAGUGAAGAAACUUUCUUGGGCGGAAAAUUAUUGGCCUGAUGAUGCUUUGCUGGCAAAACCAAAAGUGACCAAAUACUGCCUGAUCUGCGUGAAAGACAGCUACACAGAUUUUCACAUAGACUCCGGUGGCGCUUCUGCCUGGUACCAUGUCCUGAAAGGAGAAAAAAUAUUUUAUCUCAUCAAGCCAACCUCUGCAAACAUUUCCCUCUAUGAACGGUGGCAGUCAGCGGCAAAUAAUAGCGAAAUGUUUUUCGCCGACCAAGUGGAUAAAUGCUACAAAUGCACAGUUAAACAAGGACAAACACUUUUUAUCCCAUCAGGAUGGAUUUAUGCAACUUUAACUCCUGUUGACUGCUUAGCCUUCGCAGGGCAUUUUCUACAUAGCCUAAGUGUAGAGAUGCAGAUGAGAGCAUAUGAAGUUGAAAGACGAUUAAAAAUUGUCAGCUUAACCCAGUUUCCUAACUUUGAAACGGCAUGUUGGUACACAGGAAGACACCUGCUAGAGUCAUUUAAAGGAUUGCACAAAGCUGGGAAGCAGCCUCCUUCGCAUUUAGUCCAGGGAGCAAAGAUCCUCAAUGGCGCAUUCCGGUCAUGGACUAAAAAGCAGGCAUUAAUAGACCAUGAAGAUGAACUCCCAGAACAUUUUAAACCCGCACAACUUAUUAAGGAUCUUGCCAAAGAAAUAAGAUUAAGUGAGAACGCCUUGAAAGUCAACAAACCUGAAGUGGGUGCCAAUGUGAAUGUCGAAGAGGUCAGCCCUGUGGAGAAAGAAGAAAUCCCAUCACCGGCACCACGGACGCCUCCACCGCCUCCACCACCGCCAUCGCCACCGUCGCCACCGCCACCAGUUGAAAAAGUCCCUAAGAAAAAGGCCCAAAAAGCAACAAAAACACCCAAGCCACCCAAACUAGCCAAACCACCCAAACCCCCUAAGCCACCCAAGCCGCCCAAACCCCCCAAGGCGCCAAAAGUAAAAGGGGAAGGGAAGAAAAAAGGCAAGAAAGCAAAGGAAGUGCCGCCCCCUGCAAUUCCGAACUUGGACCUUCUGGAGGCCCACACAAAAGAGGCCCUGACAAAGAUUGAAACACCAAAGAAGGGAAAGGCUGCCAAGAAUACUUUGAGUACCCCUGAGAAAGAACCAGUCGAGAAGCAAAAUGAGGUCGAAAAGUUUGAAAUCCGAGAACAAAAUAAGACCAAAACGGAAGCAAAAUGGAAAUAUAAGAAUAGCAAACCUGAUUCAUUACUGAAAAUGGAAGAAGAGCACAAACUGGAGAAGACACCGUUAUCAGGAAACAAGGACAAUAAAUUCAUGUUUUCUUUCUCCAACAAGAAACUGCUGGGCUCAAAGGGAGUGAAAACUCAGAUGAAUCCUGGUAUAUUUGGAUCAUUGCAAAAUUUCAAAGAAGAUAAAGCAAAACCUGUGAAAGAUGAAUAUGAAUAUGUCUCAGAUGAUGGAGAGUUGAAAAUUGACGAAUUUCCAAUUAGAAGAAAGAAAAACACCACCAAACGAGAUUUGCCCUUUUUAUCAGAUAAAAAGGAAACUGCACAACACACACCCGUUAAGAAGCCAAAGGUGGAAUCAGUAUUGUACAAGAGUGAUGACUCCUCAGAUGAAGACUCACUUCAUAUUGACACAGAUGCCAAGCCAGGGCGCAAUUCUAAAGUGAAGAAAGAGACUGGAAGCUCAGCAGGCAUUCUUGACCUAUUGCAGGCAAGCAAGGAAGUUGGGGGGUUAGAGUACAACACCAACAGUCAGCCACCUGCAUCUCCCAGCACACAGGAAGCGAUCCAAGGGAUGUUGUCGAUGGCAAACCUGCCUACAGAUUCCUGCCUACAGCCUUCGUGGGGCCCCAACCAAGCAAAGAAUAAUUCCACGUCCGCCCCAAACGCCAAAAAAACUGGAAGUAGCAACAACAAAAAUGCAGGGAAAAGGUUGCCGAAAAAGAGUGCAAAAAACAACAUUGACAUUGAAGAUUAUGACGAGGACCAGGAUCACUUAGACGCCUGUUUUAAAGAUUCUGAUUAUGUUUAUCCCUCCCUUGAAUCAGAUGAAGAUAAUCCAGUAUUCAAGUCUCGAUCAAAGAAAAGGAAAAGUUCUGAUGAUGCACCAUAUAGCCCAACAGCAAGGGUUGGUCCAUCGGUACCUCGGCAAGACAGACCUGUCCGAGAAGGUACAAGAGUUGCCUCUAUUGAAACAGGACUGGCGGCAGCAGCUGCUAAAUUAUCCCAGCAGGAGGAACAGAAGGGCAAGAAGAAAAAGAACACCAAAAAGAAACUGUCGCCCAACAACACAAACAAAAUCCCUCAGGAAAGCAGCUCUCCUGAACCCAAGCUGGAGUCCCACAGCAGUAGUUUAGCAGACCACGAGUAUACAGCUGGUGCAAGCACGUUUGGGGUGGCCCAAGUCAACCGAGGUUCUCAACCCAUGGCACCCGGAGUUUUCCUCACGCAACGGAGGCCCUCGUCAUCGUCACAGAAUAAUGCUGCCGCCAAAGGGAAACGUACGAAAAAAGGCAUGGCCACAGCUAAGCAAAGGCUUGGGAAGAUUUUGAAAAUUCAUCGGAACGGGAAACUUCUCCUCUAAAACUUAGCCCCAGCUGGGACUCUUAUCAAAGUUCAAAGUUCAGAAUGUCCUGAGCUGACACUAACUCUUCUUCAACUCUUGAAGGACCUUCAGUCGUAUUGUGCAACACCCGAGGGACAAUACCAGUUAACUUUUUGCCACCACUUUAAUAAAUUCUUUUUAACUUUCAGCAGUUAAACAUGUACAGAAUACUGCUAUAAAUAUUUUUUAAUAUAGAUGUCCUUUCUCAAAUUGCUGAGAGUGACUAGUUCGCAAAAAGUUAAUACUCCAAGAAACUGAGGAUCAUUCCAGUUUUAGGAAAGUAUCCCUUUAACUUGUUUAUAAGUGAAGAAAAAGUGGUUGUUUUUAACAGUAUGCACAUUAAUUUCAGUUAUGUUUCAUUUAUCCAGCUGCACCAAUUUUAGAGAGGUAUCUGGUUAAGUGGCAGGAGAUUAGAGUUUUGGUAAAUUCCACCUUUGCUCAAAUUAACUUACAGAGAGGGGGAAGAUAUUUUUGCCAUUACUGUGUGUGAUAUAAUACAUACAAGACCUAAUAUGCAUAAUGGAAUACUUAAUUUUCUUUACCUGGCUCAUGAUAAGUAUGUUUUCAUCAACGGAAGAACUAAAAUUGCACUUCAGCACUACUAAGAACUUUCCCUAUAACCGGGUAUAGGACAAAAAUGGAUGAAUUAAUUUAUUUUAUGUGCAAUGCUAGGUGACUGCCGGAACAAUCCGGAUCACAGGCCUGAUCCAAUUGGGUUAAUGAUUAGGGUGUGUAGACGCAAAAUGGGUUAAUGCAGUUCUUUGAAAAUCAGUGAUAGUUAUUCCAUUAAUUUCAGUUGGUGCUGGAUUACAAUCCUUCUCAUUGAUAGUUUUCCAUCCCUCCCACCAUUUUCUUAUCUGUAAGUUUUAUUUUUUUUAGCACCUCUUAGCAUACUGUCUGUCCUUAUUGUCUCUGCUUUCACCACCACAAGGCAAUGUGUGAUAGGAGUAGCCUUAUAAGACAAAGCAAAACACCUCAAUAAUAACAAAAACCAAUAUGUACAGCUGGGAGAUUGUUACAAAAUGAUGGAAUUGGCUCCUUAGCAAUAAGACCUGAAAAGAACGGUUGUGUCUGGAGAUAUUUUUUCACUCGCCGCUGUUCUUGCUAAGGCUUGUUUACAUGAUCGUAGAAACAGAGGGGUUGCAGUUUUGUUUCUUUCAAGAUAUUGCUAGGUCAGGGUUUCUGUUUAGAAAUUAUGGCCGUUGUUUACCAGAGCAGAGAAUUCCAUGUUCAGGGCUGACUCUCCAGUUAACCUUGUGACAAAGUUGCCACUUCUGUGUGUCUAGGCCCCCGUCUUGAGGUGCUGAUUCUUGAAAUUGAG